Messenger RNA from Didymodactylos carnosus, 3798 nucleotides. The record is from the annotation of a GenBank genome assembly. NCBI's taxonomy places the organism in Eukaryota, Metazoa, Rotifera, Eurotatoria, Philodinida, Philodinidae.
CCAUUUGAAGAUGUAGAUCAUACGACAAUAAAUCCAUGGGAUAUCAUACCUGCCGCUGAGAAAACGGCCGAUGACUAUUGGAGAUCCAUUGGUCCAUUUGUGCCCAUGUUAAUUCAUUUUUUUUCAACUGGACUGUGUUAUUAUUUUGCAAAAUCGGCAUGUAAGAUGCAAAUGCAGCGUGUAGCAUUCUCUGUGCCGUUAACACUUGCCACUCCGGUAACAUUGGGCAUUUUUAUUGGUUUAUGCCAAUGGAAAGGCGAUCAAGUAAUAUUCAUUAAAGAAGUCAUGUAUUGGGAAUGUAGCGAAAGUUUAAAUUUUCAACGAAUAACGUGGCAUAUUUUAAUCGGGAUGGGUUUGUGGUGGUUAUCAGAAUUGUGGAUAACAGCGCACAUCUGGUUUCCAGAAAAUAAACGUUUGGCAACAACCGAAACACUGUUUGUCCUUCCACAGUACUGCAGUGCACUUAUUGAACAAUCACUAUUAUUAAAUCGACGACGAAAUGAACCUGAACAUCGGAAAAAUAAACUCGAAGAACAUUUUGAAGAUUUAGAUAUUAUUGGAGGUUUAACAACUUUUUCUGAUGAUGAAAAACUUGAAAGCAAUACCAAAAUUUAUCUAUGUGGUACACUUUGGCAUGAAAGUAUGAGUGAAAUGGUGCUCAUAAUGGAUAUUGAUCAAAGUGCACGUCGUCAGGCCAGAGAUGAAUUUAAGGUUGUUGAUCCAGAUUUUUAUGAAAUGGAAGCUCAUGUCUUCUUUGAUGAUGCGUUUCACAAUAACGAAAAAGAUCAACGAACAAUUAAUUCGUUUGUUAAAGAAUUUUUUGGUGCCAUUGACAAAGCAGCAGGGAUUGUUCAUGAUGUUGAAGGAAUGCGAAUGGCGCCACCACACAAGACUGUUACACUGUAUGGUGGGCGAUUAGAUUGGCGUUUACCAGGGGGAAAUCUUUUAGUUUUGCAUCUAAAAGAUAAAUUAAAAGUUAGCAAGAAAAAACGAUGGAGUAUGGUAAUGUAUAUGUACUAUUUACUUGGAUUUCGUAUUCUUGGACAAUGUGAACAACGUUUACAAUCGUUGAUUAAACUAAUUGAAGAAAAUCCAAAGAAAAAAUUAUAUCGAAGACAUUUUGAUCAAAAUGAAGAUUUACAUGUUUAUUAUAAAGAUGUGCUUGGACCACGACUGUUAUUAGAGGCUGAAAACACUUUUGUACUGUCUGUUGAUGGAGAUUGUGAUUUUUCGCCUGAAGCUGUUCGUUUAUUAGUCGAUCGAAUGAAGAAAAACAAGAAGGUCGGCGCUGUUAGUAGCAGAAUACAUCCCAUUGGCUCUGGACCACUGAUAUGGUACCAAAAAAUGGAGUAUGCAAUGUGUUAUUGGUUACAAAAAACAACUGAACAUAGUCUUGGAUGUGUGCUAUGUGCACCUGGAUGUUUUGCACUCUAUCGUGCUUCUGCCCUAAUGGAUGAUAACGUUAUGAAAUCAUUUGCAUCAAAAUGUGAGACAGCCGAAGAUUAUAUUCUUCGAGAUUUAGGUGAAGAUCGUUUUCUGAGUAAAUUAUUGAUUGAACAAGGUUAUAAAAUUGAAUAUUGUGCUGCAGCUGAUUGUUACACACAUGCACCAGAAACAUUUACUUCAUUUUUUAAUCAGCGUCGUCGAUGGAUACCAUCAACAUUGGGAACAACGGUUUCAAUAUUAAAAAAUUAUCGUCGUACAAUACGUAUUAAUGAGAGUGUAUCAUUUUUAUCGGUAUUAUAUCAUGUAUUCUAUCUUGGUUUAUAUAUUUUGAGUCCAGCUACAAUCACUAUUGCCAUUGCAGAUGCUUUUAAUGCUACAACUGAUAUUGAUUAUUGGUCAUCAUUUUUAUUGGCAUGUUUUCCAGCUAUUCUAUUUCUAAUGAUAUGCUAUCAUGAUAUUAAUGAGGAGAAAAAAAUUAUUUGUGCAGCCAUAUUUGGAACAUAUUAUUCAAUAUUAAUGAUGAUCGUUAUUGUUGGCACCAUUGUAAGACUCUGUGAAGGAUCAUGGAAAACAACAGCCGUUUUUUUUCUUCUCUUUAUGGGUAUUAUAUUUUUACUAACCGCCAUAUGUCAUCCAUACGAAUUAGAUUGUGUUAAACCAUGCUUACUCUUUUUUCUAUGUAUUCCAACAAGUUAUAUAUUAUUAAUUAUUUAUGCAUUAACUAACGCUAAUGCCAAUGUUUGGGGUACAAGAGAAAAUAUUUACAUACCAAAUGAGAAGAAAAAAAAAUUUAAGACAAAAUCUGAUUGUAUUCAAUUUUUAGAACAACAAUUUGCUAGUGCUAAAAAUACGAAUGAAUUAUUAGGUAUUUUAGAGACAUUAAUUGAUGAAUGUCAUACACAACAGACAGAAUCAAGUGAUCAAUUAUUAGCACAAAUAACGGCUGUUUUAAAUCGAAUACAUUUAUUUGAAGAUGUUGAUAAACGUUUACAUAAAGGUCUUGAUUUAAAAGGCUUAGGGCUCGAUGAAUUAAUUAACAAUGAAACACAACAGAUUGAUGAACAACAUAUUGAUAAUGAUCGAAAAUCUAUAAAACGUAAUGAAAACGUAAAUCCCUAUUGGUAUGAUAAUGAUUUAUUGAAAUAUUCUGAAUUAACUUAUUUAUCAAAUGAUGAACAUAUAUUUUGGAAAAAAUUAAUUAAAAAAUAUUUGACACCUCAACAUCGAGAUGCAUUAGAAAAACAAAAAUUACAGCUAGGAUUAAAUGAUUUACGUGAUCGAAGUGUAUUCGCAUUUUUUAUGUUAGAUGCACUAUGGAUUGCAUUUGUAUUCUCGGUUCUAUUAGCACAAAAUCGUUUAAAAGAUAUGUUAUUCAUACCAAUACCCAUACCAUCAUUAUAUUAUCAACCAGUAAGCAUCGAACCAUUAGGUGUGAUGUUGAUUAUAUGUUUUUGUAUUAUUUGUCUAAUACAAUUUGUUGCAAUGCUAUGUCAUCGUUAUAAUACAUUUCAACAUAUUCUGGCGUCGACAAAACUAAGAUCAAAUGUUCAUGAAGGCGUACGAAUUGAAGAUAUUAUGGAUAUUGUAAAAAUGUUACAACAAAUCAAACCAAUUGAUGAAGAAAAUGAACCAUUACCAGAUUACAGUGAUGGAGAAAUUGAAAAAGCUGAAAACGAAGGAGGUGAAGAUGGCGGUUCCUUAGCUGGUUCAGAUGAUGAAGUCUUUAUUAAUGGUUCACCGCUUAGAAACGAACAAAUGCUAGUCGAAUCCGGUGGUCAUACUAAAGUUCAAUCAAUCGAUGAAGGACCGAAAAAACUAAGGCAUAGGCUAAGUCAACAUCGUACUAGUGGUGGUGGUGGUAAAGGAGAGAAACAAAUGAGUGAAGUCAAAGGUGUUGACAAUCCAUCCUUUCAAUUAGAUGAAAUUCAAUCUCAGACAGAACGUAUAUCACCAAAACACAAACGAAAAACACGAUCAAGUGUAAGUCCAAUGAAACCGGUACGUAAAUCCCGUCAUAAUCGUCCGCACAGUGACACACGUCCUAUAUCAUCUCAUCAUCAUGGUGGAAUGUUAGAAUCAUCCAUGGUAUCAAGUCAUAAUCAUCACCAUCAUCAUUUACAUCAACAAGUACAACAGUCACGUAAUCGACGAAAUCGUUAUAAUAAAAAAUUACAAAAGAAAAAUUCAUUAGAUGCAAAUUUUAGAAGACGAGUAGAAAAAUUAAAAGAAGCUAAUAGUAAUACAGAAUUAGAUAAAUCUCAUAAUGUACCACCAAUUAAAAUUCUCGAUACAAGACUUAAUAAAGUUUUAUUUAAUUUAAAAGGUGUUCCCGUUGGACCAAAUGUUUUAUAG